Molecule: messenger RNA, 1176 nt
Organism: Durio zibethinus
Lineage: Eukaryota; Viridiplantae; Streptophyta; Magnoliopsida; Malvales; Malvaceae
Product: putative xyloglucan endotransglucosylase/hydrolase protein 23
Biological process (GO): xyloglucan metabolic process; cell wall biogenesis
Cellular component (GO): apoplast; cell wall
Molecular function (GO): hydrolase activity, hydrolyzing O-glycosyl compounds; xyloglucan:xyloglucosyl transferase activity
Source: RefSeq, a predicted model, not a curated record
CACCCCACCAUCCGACUUUCAGUAUCAACAGACAUUCCCAACAUUGCCCGCAGCCCUAUAAAUUGCCACAAGCUCAAAUUUUUCUGCGUGUGACAAUUCAAACUUAUCUCAAUCGUCUAAAACCCAAAGUCUUGCUUUCUACACCAUCAAACUAUAGUCAAUGGAUACAGUUUCCUCUCAUCCAAAUUCUCUAGAAAUGCUUCUGAUCACUUGUCUUAUGGUUGAAAUUUUCAUGGUUGCUUAUGCUGGUAACUUCUAUCAGGAUGUUGAUAUCACAUGGGGAGAUGGUCGUGGAAAAAUUCUCAACAACGGCCAGCUUCUUACUCUCUCCCUCGAUAAAUUCUCUGGCUCAGGCUUCCAAUCCAGGAAUGAAUAUCUGUAUGGGAAGUUGGAUAUGCAACUCAAACUUGUGCCUGGCAACUCUGCUGGGACUGUCACUGCCUACUAUUUAAAAUCACAAGGAUCAUCCUGGGAUGAGAUAGAUUUUGAGUUCUUAGGGAACCUAAGCGGUGAUCCUUAUAUUGUUCACACUAAUGUUUAUACAAAAGGCAAAGGUGACAGAGAGCAACAAUUCUACCUCUGGUUUAACCCAACUGCUGAUUUUCACACCUACACAAUUCUCUGGAAUCCUGGACACAUUAUUUUCUAUGUAGAUGGUCGACCAAUAAGAGAGUUCAAAAACCUGGAGUCAGCUGGUGUUCCAUACCCAAAAAACCAACCAAUGAGAAUGUAUUCUAGCAUCUGGAAUGCUGAUGACUGGGCCACUAGAGGAGGCCUUGUGAAGACAGAUUGGAGCCAAGCACCCUUCACAGCUUCUUUCAGGAACUUCAAUGCCAAUGCUUGCAUCUGGUCUAAUGGAGUAUCUUCUUGCAGUUCAAAUUCAUCAUCUUCUAACAACCCAUGGUUCUCACAAGAGCUGGAUUCUUCUGGUCAAAAAGUGCUAAAAUGGGUGCAAAAGAAUUAUAUGGUAUACAAUUAUUGCAAAGACGCAAAACGAUUCCCUCAGGGCCUCCCUGUUGAAUGCACUGUCACGAACAGAAAAUAGAAUAAUAAGAUCCGACUACUUUCCGCUAGACAAUUCGAUACGAUAAUUGUUUCGAGUUGUUUGUUAUGAUCAUGUAAAAAUUUAAAAUUAAUACACUUUUUCGUUUUUGUGCUAUACUGGUGUAGCCAAUA